Radiomyces spectabilis is the source of this 1279-nucleotide messenger RNA. RefSeq names its product PLC-like phosphodiesterase. The coding region runs from base 32 to 1084 and encodes 350 amino acids. Lineage: Eukaryota; Fungi; Mucoromycota; Mucoromycetes; Mucorales; Radiomycetaceae. Gene Ontology annotation, molecular function: phosphoric diester hydrolase activity. Gene Ontology annotation, biological process: lipid metabolic process. The record is from RefSeq and is a predicted model, not a curated record. The transcript is spliced from 2 exons.
CCACAUUUUAUUUCUAUUUCUUCUAUUUCAAAUGUUCUAUCGCCUGGCGACGGUAACCUUGCUGGCGACGCUAUUUGCUUCUGCCAUAGCUCAGCAACUGUGCAAUGGUCAUCAAGAAUUUUGUAACAAAACAUUUGAUGAACUCACUUACAUUAUCACGCAUAAUUCAUAUGGGUUCAUGCCCAACCCUGCUGCCAACCAGCUCUGUCCUGUCACAACACAGCUGGACGAUGGUGUCCGAGGACUCAAACUCUCCGCUGUCAAACCUAGCAAUCAAACUUCCAAUGCCCCCGAGAAUGCUAUUCACUUGUGCCACACAUCUUGUUCAAUUCUCGAUGCAGGUCCAGCCGUGGACACCCUGAAAAACAUCACCCAGUGGGUGAAAGAUAACCCUAAUGAGGUAAUCACCAUCAUGUGGAACAAUAUCGGCGAUUACAAAGUACAAGAUUUCGAAGCAGCCUAUAAAGCAAGCGGCAUCCUGGAUUAUGUCCAUGUUCAAGCUUGGGAAAACCUGACCUGGCCCAAGCUGCAGGAUAUGAUACAGUCAGGCAAGCGAGUCGUCAAUUUCCUUGAUAAUAAUUCUGACCAAACCAAAGUACCUUGGUUAAUGUCACAGUUUCCAUAUGUGUUCGAGACCCCCUAUGAUAACAAGAACGAAAGUUCGUUUUCGUGUGUGAUUGAUCGACCGCAAGAUCCGCCAGAUCCCGACAACAUGAUGUACGUCAUGAAUCACUUCUUGUAUGGUACCUUGAAUUUCGGCAACACGCAAAUCGAGAUACCUCAGAAAGGUUCGGCUGAUACCACCAACUCGGAUUCCCUGAAGAAGCAAGCUCAGACGUGCACACAAACUUUUGGCCGCCAGCCAAAUUAUCUCGAGGUCGAUUUUUACAAUUACGGCGAUACUUUAUCCAUUGCCGCCCAACUGAAUAACGUGACUUACGAUAACAAGCCGCUUCAAUGCGAUGCCUAUGUGGCUCAAUCAGCGCAAAAAGGAAAUGGCAAAAAAUCUGACGCUUCCCACUUCAAUGUUGGUGUCCUUGCUCCGUUCAUGAUAUCACUUUUCCCCCUUUUAUUCCUUCUGUAGAUUUUUUUCUCUUUACAUUGUUAGUACAUAUCACGUUUUGCAUCUACUUAAAUAAAAAACAACCUCCAUUUUGUACACACUGUCAACCCAACGAUAAUGGCUGACUUUAUCCUAUUAUAUGACUCUUUCUUCCUCGGAUCUUGCUUUCGGUGUUUUGCAGUCUUCUUGAUAACCGGGUCUUACCGAACUAGACUG